AUGUCUAACAGCAGCUCCAUCACCCAGUUCCUCCUCCUGGCAUUGGCAGACACGCGGGAGCUGCAGCUCUUGCACUUCUGGCUCUUCCUGGGCAUCUACCUGGCUGCCGUCCUGGGCAACGGACUCAUCAUCACCACCGUAGUGUGUGACAAACAUCUCCACACCCCCAUGUACUUCUUCCUCCUCAACCUGUCCCUUCUUGACCUGGGCUCCAUUUCUACCAUUGUCCCCAAAGCCAUGGCCAAUUCCCUGUGGGAAACCAGGGCCAUCUCCUAUGCAGGAUGUGCUGCCCAAGCUUUUCUCUUUUUAUUUUUCAUUUCAACUGAGUAUUUUCUCCUCACUGUCAUGGCCUAUGACCGCUACGUGGCCAUCUGCCAGCCCCUGCACUACGCGACCCUGCUGGGCAGCAGAGCUUGUGUCCACAUGGCAGCUGUUGUCUGGGGUAGUGAUGUUCUCUAUGCUGCGCUGCACACGGCCAAUACUUUUUCACUGCCGCUCUGCCACGGCAAUGCCCUGGGACAGUUCUUCUGUGAAAUCCCACAGAUCCUCAAGCUCUCCUGCUCACACACCUACCUCAGGGAAGUGGGGCUUAUUGUGGUUAGUGCCUUCAUAGCAUUUGGCUGUUUUGUUUCCAUCAUGCUGUCCUACGUUCAGAUCUUCAGGGCUGUGCUGAGGAUCCCCUCUGAGCAGGGACGGCACAAAGCCUUUUCCACGUGCCUCCCUCACCUGGCCGUGGUCUCCCUCUUUCUCAGCACUGGCACAUUUGCCUACCUGAAACCCCCCUCCGUCUCCGCCAAAUCUCUGGACUUGGCGGUCUCAGUCCUGUACUCGUUGGUGCCUCCAGCACUGAACCCCCUCAUCUACAGCAUGAGGAACCAGGAGCUGAAGGACGCACUGAAGAAGCUGAUGGGAAGACACUUGAUUCCCAUGUUUCCCACAGCUCAUCUCUCAGUUCCAGAGGGACUUCAUUUGCCGGUUCCCGCUUCCUUUCAGCAGCUCAUUCAACGUUCUGUGGGACUUGCAGCCUGCCGCUCAGCCUGGCGGUUCAUAAACCCAUCACAUCGGGGUCUCCAGUUUGCUGCAAUGGAUAGACGGGACGCUGUUUGA
Falco peregrinus (peregrine falcon) is the source of this 1107-nucleotide messenger RNA. Its product is annotated as olfactory receptor 14C36-like. Gene Ontology annotation, cellular component: membrane. Gene Ontology annotation, biological process: G protein-coupled receptor signaling pathway. The transcript has 2 exons. Gene Ontology annotation, molecular function: G protein-coupled receptor activity; olfactory receptor activity. The coding region runs from base 1 to 1107 and encodes 368 amino acids. NCBI's taxonomy places the organism in Eukaryota, Metazoa, Chordata, Aves, Falconiformes, Falconidae. The record is from RefSeq and is a predicted model, not a curated record.